Molecule: messenger RNA, 700 nt
Organism: Elaeis guineensis (African oil palm)
Lineage: Eukaryota; Viridiplantae; Streptophyta; Magnoliopsida; Arecales; Arecaceae
Source: RefSeq, a predicted model, not a curated record
GGUGCUUCGUAAAAUUUGGUCCGAGGCGUCAAAUCGCGGGAGCCGGGUUCUGUACUUCAGAGCUACUCUCUUCGCCGCUCCGUCUUCACUCCGUACGUUCGGAGUUCCGGAGAAGAAGACAUGUCGACGAGGGAGAACAAGAAGCGACGCAACGAGGAGGCCGCCGGCGGCAGCUCCGACGGGGCGCCACCACCGAAGAAGGCUAAGCUGGAAACCGGCGACAUCGUCAUCUGCGAGUUGUCGCAAAAUCGGAGGGUCGCCGUGCGAAGAUGGAAGGGGAAGCUCCUAGUGGACUUCAGAGAGUUCUACGUCAAGGACGGGAAGCAGCUCCCUGGAAAGAAAGGUAUCACACUCACUGUUGAUCAGUGGAAAAUACUUCAUGACCAUAUUGAUGAUAUCGACAAGGCACUGACUGAGAAAGCAUAGCUUCAAGUCUGACUUGAAAGCUGCAGCAGAGGUGGUUGGUGGCAUUUUGAUCUUUUUUGUGGAGGUUUUGGUUGUCUUCUUUACUGUGGUUGUAAAUGUUGGUGAUGCUACAUUUUGUCUUCUAGUAUGGAGAGGACGAUGUCCCUGUUCACAAUUUGAAAGUAUGGAUGCUAAAUGGGACUACGCUGACAUCUAGCAGAAACUUUUGAAACAACUGGGAAAAAAAAAACAUUGUGCCUGAAACUUUCUUUCAAAUGAGGUCAUUUUCUAUCCA